AUGGCUUUAUUGAGAUCAACUGCUUUCACCUCAUCAUCAUUGUUCACACUUUCAAGACUCGAUUCCAAAACAAACUCAAUACCAACUUCUCCAAUGGCCCCAACUUGCAACCAAAACCAAAUGCAUAGCCAAAAUGGUAACCAAUUUCCACAAGAAGUAGUAGUUGUUGUGGUUCCAUUUCCAGCACAAGGCCACUUAAACCAACUUCUUCAUUUUUCUCGUCUAAUUUCAUCCUACAAUAUACCAGUUCAUUAUAUUACCACCACAACUCAUACUCGUCAGGUCAAUUUUCGAGCUCAUGGUUUUAAAUCAACAAACAAUAUUCAUUUUCACGAAUUUCCAACCCCUAUUUUCAACUCUCCUACACCUAAUAACAACCCUAAUCCAUCAAUCAAAUUCCCUUCACAUCUUCAACCUUCCUCUCAAAUUUCCACCAACCUAAGAAACCCCGUUGCAAAGAUUUUACAUUCUCUCUCACAUAAAACACAAAGAAUUGUUAUCAUCCACGAUUCCUUAAUGGGGUCUGUUGUUCAAGAUUAUCGUGAUAUUCCAAAUGCAGAAGCCUACACUUUCCAUAGUGUUUCGGCUUUCACAAUAUUUUUGUACGUGUGGGAAAGUAUGGGGAGGUCUUCUUCUAUCGACGUUGAUAUGAUAAAAGACCUCCCAUCAAAUGAUGGUUGCUUCACCCCUGAAUUUACUAAAUUUGUUCGAUCCGAACAUGAGUAUAGUAAGUUUAAUUCGGGCAAGAUUUAUAACACGUCAAGAGUCAUAGAAGGUCCUUUUCUUGAUUUACUAUCUAAAGAACAAAUCAAUAAAGGCAAAAAACAGUGGGCUUUAGGCCCAUUUAACCCUAUUACAAUCUCAGGGCCCACCCAACAAAGACAUUAUUCAUUAAUAUGGCUAGACAAACAAGUACCUAAGUCAGUAAUUUUUGUGUCAUUUGGAACCACAACUUCAUUUUCUUAUGAACAAAUCAAGGAAAUUGCAAUAGGGUUGGAACAAAGUCAGCAAAAAUUCAUUUGGGUAUUGAGAGACGCGGAUAAAGAGAAUGUUUUCUUAGAUGAUUUUACUAAAAAGAUCGAGCUGCCAAAAGGGUUUGAGGAGAGAGUGAAAGAAAGAGGGAUAGUGGUAAGAGAUUGGGCCCCACAACUAGAAAUCUUGGCCCAUAAUUCGACUGGUGGAUUUUUGAGUCAUUGUGGUUGGAAUUCAUGCAUGGAGAGUAUGUCAAUGGGAGUUCCUUUAGCCACAUGGCCAAUGCAUUCGGAUCAACCUAGGAACACGGUGUUGAUAACGAAAAUACUAAAAGUCGGGUUGGUUGUUAAGGAUUGGGCUCAACGAGACGAGUUGGUAACGUUCGAUAGAAUUGAAAAGGUUGUGAGGAUUUUAAUGGCAUCAAAAGAAGGAGAAGAAAUGAGGAAAAGAGCAAAAGAUUUGAGUUUGGGUGUGAAGAAUGCUGUGGAAGAAAAUGGUGUCACAAAAAAUGAAUUUGAUGCUUUUAUUGCUCAUAUUACUAAAGCAAUUUGAUAUUGUCUGACAUAUUUUUAUGAUCAGUAAUGUAUGC
This is a messenger RNA of Solanum stenotomum, 1561 nucleotides long. RefSeq names its product zeatin O-glucosyltransferase-like. The record is from RefSeq and is a predicted model, not a curated record. The transcript has 2 exons. Gene Ontology annotation, molecular function: UDP-glycosyltransferase activity. The coding region runs from base 1 to 1524 and encodes 507 amino acids. Lineage: Eukaryota; Viridiplantae; Streptophyta; Magnoliopsida; Solanales; Solanaceae.